GUUCUACUGUCGUCGUUGAUAACCAACCAAAUUACAUCAUUCGCUAGAUGGACGAGGAAUCAGAGACGUGGUGUUGGCAGCUGGAUGGCGGCGAGCUGUAUACCGUGCUGCACGCGGUGUUCGCGUGGCUCAGCGGCGGCGAGCUGGCGGCGAGCGGGGCGGCGUGCCGCGCGUGGCGGCGCGCGGCGCGCGACCCGCUGCUGUGGCGGCGGCUGCUGCGCCGGCGCGGCGUCCCACACGACACGCUGUGCGCGCUGCGGCAACAUUGCCCGACAAUAUCGUGGCGUCAAGAAUAUGUGAACGUUUGUGCUGGUUGGAAUUUAGUCGCGCGGCUGCCGGCCACAGAGAGCGGGGCGGCGGACGGGAGCCCGCAGUGCGGCGGCGGGCCGCUCGCACACGCCGCGCUGGACGCGGCCGGCGGGCGGCUGGCGCUGGCUGGCGAAGAUGCCACUUUCUCAAUUUGGGUACGAAAAGACAACGAGUGGCAAGAAGAGUGGAGUAGUGACCUGCGGACGCGAGGCUGGUCGGGAGUGGUCCGCUCGGAGUGGGCGCAGUCGGGGCCGAAGGCGCCCGCGGCGGGCUCGCGGCUGCUGGUGACGGGCGCGCUCGCUCUCGCCGACCGCUGGGAGCUGCUCGUGCUGCAACGAGAUGAGUGCGGAGCAUACCGGUGUAUGUCGCGCGCGGGGUGCAGCGCGGGCGCGGGCGGCUGCUGGGCGGCGGCCGGCGCGUUCCUGUCGCUGGAGCUGUGCCGGCUCGCGCGGCGCCUGGCGCUCACCGUCGUCUGGCUCAACGCCGCCACGCAGGAAACACAAUCGGAGUACGCCGGUGUGACGUCACCGCUGCUGCGUGUUUUCAACGAAGACAGUGCGCAUCUCACACACGCCCUGGUAGCAGAUGUACCGUUAGAUGCAAUGAGAAAUAUCCUAAGUAAUGCUGAUGAUAGCAUGCAGUCUUUAUCGCCUGGUUCAAUGUAUUAUCUUGCAUCAAUAAAAACAUGUGUUGAAGCAGAAGACAACGUGCAAACCCUAGUGACGGCCAGUCAUGGACCGGGCGGCGCGCUGCGGGCGUGGGCGGUGUCCGCGCGCCGGCCGCCGCCGCUGCUCGCCGCCGGCGCGGGCUCGCUGGCGGCGCGCGCGCUCCGCAGGCGACACGCCGCCGGCGCAGCGCCGCCCGACCCCGCCGAGCCCGACGAGGCUGCCGUGCGAGCCAUGUGCGACCCGCCCGACGCCGAGUGUUAUCUACAUUCUGCUGUACUUGGACUUGUCCUCAAUUCUAGCAAUCGUUGCAUAUGGGCGAGUACGGCGGACGGGCGUGCGUGGUGCUUGUCAUUGCCGAGUCUGACGCGGCUGUGCUCGCUGGCUGGCGCGAGCGGCGCGUGCCCCGGCGAGCCGUACUACCUGCAGCCGGCCGCGUCCGCGCGCUACGUGGCGGCGCCGGGCGGCGGGCGCGGCGGCGCCGUGCGGCUGUGGUCGGCGGCGAGCGGCGCGCCGUGCCCGCGACCUCCGCCGCCCGACGCCGGCCCCGCGCUCGCCUGCCUGCUGCCUCCGCGAGAGAAUGAGUUGCUAGUGCUCGCCGGACACUAUGUGCAUAUAUGGCGAAACCAAGCAACCCAGCAAUCCGAAUAAUAUUUUUAUGUGGAUCAUUUAUAAUAUGCAUUCAGGUCCAGGCCGCGGCCGCCGAGAGCCAGUCCCGCGUCUGCUGCGACGCACGCUGCUCUCCUCCGCAUCCACCGGCCGCCCCUGAGGUACACGGGCCUGCCCUCGCACUCAUGGCACUCCGCGCGGCACUUCAAAGCAUAGCCAGAUUA
Molecule: messenger RNA, 1807 nt
Organism: Amyelois transitella
Lineage: Eukaryota; Metazoa; Arthropoda; Insecta; Lepidoptera; Pyralidae
Gene: Fbw5
Product: F-box/WD repeat-containing protein 5
Exons: 11
Coding region: 48-1625 (525 amino acids)
Biological process (GO): protein ubiquitination
Cellular component (GO): Cul4-RING E3 ubiquitin ligase complex; SCF ubiquitin ligase complex
Molecular function (GO): protein binding
Source: RefSeq, a predicted model, not a curated record